UAUGGAUGGCUUACUUGAAUGGAGUUUCCUUUAUAACUUGGAGCAUGACAGAGCAAAACCCAAAUGGCUGAGACAAAGCUCGAUCUGAUCUCAUGUUUAUGUUCUGACUAUGUUUGAUUCCGGUGUCUGAGGAGAGAGUGUGGUGUUAUUGAUAAGAGUGUGAGAAGUGGAAGUAACAGAAAAGAUGAACAACAGUGGUGGAGGGACUUUGAUGGGAUUGAGCAAUGGUUACUAUGGGAGGUCGCCAUUCACAGUGUCUCAGUGGGAGGAACUGGAGCACCAAGCUUUGAUCUUCAAGUACAUGCUUGCGGGUCUUCCUGUGCCUCAGAAUCUGGUGCUCCCCAUUCAGAAGAGCUUCAAUUCUAUACCACAUGCCUUCUUUCACCAUCCCACAUUGAGUUACUGUUCCUUCUAUGGGAAAAAGGUGGACCCAGAGCCAGGGAGAUGUAGGAGGACUGAUGGAAAAAAGUGGAGGUGCUCCAAGGAAGCAUACCCAGACUCCAAGUACUGUGAGCGCCACAUGCACCGUGGCCGCAACCGUUCAAGAAAGCCUGUGGAAUCACAAACUAUGACUCAAUCCUCUUCGACUGUCACAACACUUGAUGUCACUGGUGGCAGUGGCAGCAGUAGAACUGUAAACUUCCAAAAUCUUCCUGCAAAUGCUGUUGGUAAUCUCCAGGGUACUGAUUCUGGAACUGACCAUACCAGUUAUCAUCUAGAUUCCAUUCCUUAUGCCAUCCCAAGUAAAGAAUACAGGUAUCUUCAAGGACUUAAAUCUGAGGGUGGUGAACAUAUCUUCUUUUCUGAAGCUUCAGGAAGCAGCAAAGUUCUCCAAAUGGAGUCACAACAGCUGGAAGACACAUGGUCUUUGAUGUCUAACAAAGUUGCCUCUUUUUCUACGUCAAAAUCAAGUAAUGAUUCCCUGUUGCAUAGUGAUUAUCCUCAAAACUCGUUUUUAUCUGGUGAAUAUGCAUCAGAAGAGCACCUGAAGGAGGAGGGUCAGUCUCUUCGACCCUUUUUCAAUGAAUGGCCAAAAGGCAGGGAUUCAUGGUCUGGUCUGGAAGAUGAGAGAUCUAACCAAGCAGCUUUCUCCACAACUCAACUUUCAAUAUCCAUUCCCAUGUCUUCUGAUAUCUCUGCAACGAGCUCUCAGUCCCCACACGGUGAGAAUGAGAUUCAAUUUCGGUAAAAAUUUAGCUUCUAAACAUGGAUUAACUGUUCUUGUAAUUAUACUGUUGCAGAUAAUUAAAAGCAGUCUUUGAAAUGUUAAUCAAAGGAUCUAAUAAGUCUGUCUUAUUUGAUGGGUGGAUACUUGUUGAACCUUGGAAUGUUAUUGGCUUUGUAUCUUAUGAAUGAACUACCUUGAAUACCUCGUACUGAAUGUUUUGUGCUGAAUAAAGUUCUUGGUUUGAAAUGUUUUUUUUUUUUUUUUUUUUGUGUUUUUCAUUUUGUUUUUGGCACUUGUUCGAUUUCAUUUCCAAUGUCAACAUUUAUACAAUAACAAAAUCCAAUAUGCAGCAUUGCAACCAAACUUCAAUGAUAUAAUUCCAACAAAACAACGUAAGCAAGAAAGAAAAUCGUUUAAACUGUGAAAUGUAACCGAGUUUCAAUAAUGCUAUCAGAAAACAACAACUUAGGAA
Messenger RNA from Vigna umbellata (rice bean), 1640 nucleotides. Its product is annotated as growth-regulating factor 4-like. Lineage: Eukaryota; Viridiplantae; Streptophyta; Magnoliopsida; Fabales; Fabaceae. The record is from RefSeq and is a predicted model, not a curated record. Gene Ontology annotation, cellular component: nucleus. Gene Ontology annotation, biological process: developmental process; DNA-templated transcription; regulation of DNA-templated transcription. Gene Ontology annotation, molecular function: ATP binding.